AUAGAAAGAGCACUGCAAAAAUCAAAAGGAGAGAAAGAGACACUAGACAAAGAAAUAAGUGAAGCAGAGGAGACACUGAGAGAACUAAAGGAGGCAUAUGAGAAAGUGAAAAAGCUGUUGGGGCAAGAGGAUUAUUCCCGAAGACGAAGGAGUGCUGCUAGCACAUCAUAUGAAAUGAUUAAUGAUUAUAAGUCGAGCACUAGAUAUAGGAGAAGGGAAGAAACUAAAAGCAUUUUAGAAUUUAUUCAUGGGGGUUUUGAAGCUUCAUUGUAUGGGGCAUGGGAUUUUUUGGCUGCCAAUGCAAGUAAUGAAACCAUGACCAAAUUAAUGAGUAGUUAUAAGAGGGGCCGAUUUCUUCAGGGUAUUUUUGAGAGAGCCAUUAAUGAUUUUCAGAAGUCAGAAGAAGUACUGAAACAGUCUGUGGCACUUAAAUAUCAGAGUUAUUUGUCUAGAAGAAAGUAUAAUCUUGUCUGUAAAACACAAAGUUCAUUUUUUAAUGCUGAAAAAGAAGUCUGGCUGCCACGUAACAUUAAAUGUCUUGGAGUUGACUUAAGGUUACCCAAGCUCAGCUUCUCAGAUGACAAUGUUGACAAGUUUGUGAAAAGUUUAGACAUUGGUCAUGUCACACAGAUCCCAGGGGUAUUAGGUGUUUCUCGCACAGUCACUGGCCUGGUGUUUAUGAUUAUUGAUUUGCACUUGAGAGUUCCCCAUCUUUCUCGUAAACUUGUCUGGUUCAAUGAAAAUGAAAAUGAUUUUAUUUUUCAGUUCUCAGAUGAUGGAGCUCCCGGAACAAAUGAGCUGACAAUGUCAAUAGGAAGUAUGGUGUGCUGGAACUUUGGAGAUCAGGUACGAAGUAGGGACUUCCAGUACCUCCUCCACUGUGUAAGUGUAAAAAAGAAAGAUCAAAUAAUGCAUGACCUCUGGAAGCAGCACACUGAAGAGAUGAAAAUGUUGGAAGGUAAUGUUUAGACUGUUUGUGAUAAGGAGUGCACUGUUGAAUUUCAGCCAGGAGCAGACAUGUCCUGGCAGAGCUGGGCUGCCAAUGAACUCAACCAGGCAGCUACAUAUCCUUCCCCAUAUGCAAAUGUUCAUAAAGGAAACAUGAACACUAUGGGGGGUAGUAUUGGAGUGGGUAAAGAUGACACCUGGAAGCCUUACACUAUGGAAAUGAGAACCUCUAAUACUGAGAAGGUAAACAAUUUUAUCGCCUCUCUUCCCCCAAACCUUUCAGAAAAAAAUAAAAAUUUCAGAAAAUUGCAGUUUAUGGUUGAAAAUGGCAUCCGACAGCUAGGUCUACCAAGGAUUGGGCAUUUUGCAGACAAGUUAAGGCCAGAACCCAUGCGCUGUGAGAUCAAUGCCUGGCAGCAUUAUAUUGAUCUCCUAUAUUUAGAAGCAGUAAGAAGAGGAAAGUUUGAUCCUUUUGUUUCUGCCCUGGCAGCACCUAUAGGGAAUAGAGAUGGAGAUGUUAAGGAGGGACAACCCCAAAAGACUCUUUUGAGGGUUUCUGAUAUAGACAGUGUUGGGGAGCGCGCCAGAAAGCAGGAAUGUUGCAGAAAUCAGAGGAGGACCUAAAACAAUACCUGCAGAAGACAGGUUUUCCUCAUGUAAGGCAUGCAACAGGUGAGGGGGGGUGUGGACUGGGAUACUUGGCUUCAAGAGUAAAAGAACAUUUUAGUGAUGAAACUAACAGGUAUAACAAGUUACCAGUUAGGCUUAUUGGCAAUCAAGCUAUUGCAUUGGCUCGAUAUUACUACCGUUUAGUUGACACUUUAGAAAAUGAAGAUGAAACAGAGGCACAAACAAUCCAACGACUGGCUCUUAGCAAGAUAGGUGAGUAUCUGAGGAAUGCUGGGGGGCUUUUUAAUAGAAUAGAGACCAAUUCUGCUCAGGUUGCAGAACUGAAAGAAAUGUGUAGUAUGUAUUUUAACCUGAUGUCUUUGUUUUUUUCAUCCAGUGUUAAUGUCACAACAUGGACAAUUGGAUAUGCCAUUCCCUAUCAUGCAAAUUUGCUGUUUACAGGGUAUGGGGUGGGCUAUGGCAUUGUCUCCUUGCAGGCUAAAGAGGCCAAACAUUCUGGAGUGAAGAAAGAUUUGACCUUAACUAACCGGUCAAAUGUUAGUACUGCCACUGGUAAAUGGUGGCAAGUAAUGCGAAGUAAUUAUGUUCGCUCAUUUUACCUCCCAGAACAUCAACCAAUGCCCUCUUCUUAUACCUCACACUACCAAUCACGUUCUCCACCACACCGUUACCAAUCAAAUGUUUGUAAUUGUUGUAGGAAUAAA
Molecule: messenger RNA, 2282 nt
Organism: Pocillopora meandrina
Lineage: Eukaryota; Metazoa; Cnidaria; Anthozoa; Scleractinia; Pocilloporidae
Source: the annotation of a GenBank genome assembly